UGGGGUUAGGGGCAGGGCCAAGGGAGCAGGUAAAGGCCGUGCCCCGGGCGGGCGCUCCCCAUCUGCCCAGCAUCCGCCCGUCCCGGCACCUGCCCGUCCACCUCCUCGUCCCUUCAUCUCCUCGCCUCCUCAGGUCCGUCAUGGGGGCCGUUCCGCCGCUCGCCGCCUUCUGCCUGCUGCUGCUGGCCCUGCCCGAGGCCUCCUGGGCGCAGGGGGACCCCGGCGCCGACCCGGGCGCCGACCCGGCCGCCGGCCCCGCCACCGACCCCGGCGUCGUCCGGCCCAACCUCCUGGGCGGCCGGCGGGACCUGUCCGUCACCGACCCCGAGGUGCAGAAGGUGGCCCGCGACGUCGUGGCCAGGUACAACCAGGCCAGCAACAGCCUCUACUAUUUCAGACAAGUCAAAGUGCUCAAGGCCCAGAGCCAGCUGGUGGCCGGCGUCAAAUACUACCUGACCGUGGAGCUGGGGAACACGUCCUGUCUGAAGAACCAGGUCUUUGAUAACAAUGUGGAUCUCACCACCUGUCCCUUGGCCGUGGGCUCAGACCAGGAGAAACUGCAGUGUGACUUUGAGGUCCUGGUGGUCCCUUGGAAGCAAGAGAUGCACCUGCUGAAGCAGAACUGUGCUCCAGUCCCUCAGUGAGCCCUCCUUCUCCGCCCCCGCUCCGGCUCCUCCUCCGGCAGGAGGUCGCGGAAGCUGCGAGGGCGGGGACCGCGGGGCGGCCAUGGUGGAGGGUCUUUCUGGGAGGGAGAUGUAGAAUGGGAAUCUCCUUGGGGUACAGGUGUUGACGUGGGCAGGCCUUCUCCGGCUCAAUAAACACCCCGCUUUGCCAGCC
Messenger RNA from Ornithorhynchus anatinus (platypus), 837 nucleotides. RefSeq names its product cystatin E/M (gene CST6). The transcript is spliced from 3 exons. Gene Ontology annotation, cellular component: extracellular exosome. The coding region runs from base 141 to 644 and encodes 167 amino acids. NCBI's taxonomy places the organism in Eukaryota, Metazoa, Chordata, Mammalia, Monotremata, Ornithorhynchidae. Gene Ontology annotation, molecular function: cysteine-type endopeptidase inhibitor activity. The record is from RefSeq and is a predicted model, not a curated record.